Molecule: messenger RNA, 1311 nt
Organism: Nannospalax galili (Upper Galilee mountains blind mole rat)
Lineage: Eukaryota; Metazoa; Chordata; Mammalia; Rodentia; Spalacidae
Product: nucleolar protein 11-like
Exons: 11
Coding region: 19-1296 (425 amino acids)
Biological process (GO): maturation of SSU-rRNA
Cellular component (GO): nucleus; nucleolus
Molecular function (GO): RNA binding
Source: RefSeq, a predicted model, not a curated record
UAUUUUGUUUAUGUACAAAUGUUCAAAUCACAUAACUUAAGCAAGUAUACACUCUUACUUGGAAAAGAAGAAAAAUCCAUUACACCAAAGUUUACUGCGUAUGUGGAUCAGAAAUUCAUCUCUUUGAUGUCAUUAAGCUCUGAUGGAUGUAUAUAUGAAACCUUGAUACCAACAUAUUCAAUUGACACAGAAAAAAAUCAGAGGUUAGUUAGGUCAUUGGUGCUCAAGGCUGUUGUGUCUGGUGGUGCUCGAAAUCGAACUACACUCACCAUCCUGGAUCAAGAUCAUGUGGCAGUCCUAGGACCUCCGCUACCAGCUUCCAAGGAAGACUCAGAAAAACACAUUGAAGUAGAGCUACGUAAAUUUUUGGCCACGUCAACCCCUGACUUUCAUACUUUACUUGGAGACGUGGUAACAGGACCUAUGGGAAGACGUAAAGCAGAGCCAUCCUUUUAUCCCCAGAACUGUCUGAUGCAGCUCAUCCAAACACAUGUGCUUUCCUACAGCUUGUGCCCUGGCUUGAUGGAGAUUGCCUUAGAGCGCGCAGAUGUACAGAUGUUACAACUCUGCCUGCAGCAGUUCCCUGACAUUCCUGAGUCUGCGACCUGUGCCUGCUUAAAGCUCUUCUUAAGCAUUGGGGAUGACAGUCUGCAAGACAUGAGUGUCAGUAUGGAGUCAGUGUUUGAUUGUAGUGAUACCAUGCAAGAUGAGGAAAUGGAAGAGCAAACUGAAGUUGUUCAGAAUGGCUUCAGUCCCAAAGACAGUAACUGCAGUAACGAGAAUCAGGAGUUAAGUGAAAAGCCUGGAGCAGCAAAGACAGUCUCGUGCCCUGUGACACCAAAGCGAGCAGCUCUGCUAAAUGGAAUUCUACAUUCAGCCUAUAGUGAGACCUUCCUUCUGCCACACUUGAAGGACAUCCCUGCACAGCACAUCGUGCUACUUCUCCAGUAUUUGAAUUUCCUCUACCUCAGGUGUGGGAACGCCGCCAUGACUCUUCCUGGAGUAAACCCUCCAACCCUGAGCCAGAUUAUGGAUUGGAUAUGCCUACUUCUAGAUGCUAAUUUUACUGUUGUCUUAAUGAUACCAGAAGCAAAAAGGCUCUUGACUAAUCUUUACAAGUUUGUGAAGUCUCAGGGCAUGGAGUGUGAGGAUGCCAUGUGCAUGUGGAGAGAACAAGCAGAAGGCCCAGAGGAACACUACAUAGUGAUGGUCAAAUUAGGAGUUUUAUUAGCCUGCAGUCAGAGAAGGGGCCAACACCCCAAAGAACUCUCAACCCCAAAGAAAAGCAGGGUCUAAGAAUAUUGUGAGAAG